AUGACCGACGUCGUCAAGGUCGCAGUAACCCAACACGAGCCAAUAUGGUUCGAUCUCGCCGGCACAGUCGACAAAACAUGUCGGUUGAUAGAAGAGGCGGCACGUAACGGAGCGCAAUUGAUUGCGUUCCCUGAAGUUUGGAUCAUGGGGUAUCCAGCUUGGAUAUGGGCUCGAUCUCUAGAUUCGCGUCUAGCAACGUCUUAUAUCAAGAACUCGCUUUCCUACGAAUCCCCCGAAAUGCACAAGAUAUGUGCAGCAGCACGCUCAUCGAAGAUCGCAGUUGUACUCGGCUUCUCGGAAAACGACCAUAAUAGCCUCUACAUCUCGCAAUGCAUCGUCUCCGCUACGGGAGAGGUACUGAUGAAGCACCGCAAAUUCAAGCCCACGCACAUGGAGCGCACCGUCUUCGGCGACGCGGGCGGCUCCAGUUUACAUAAUGUCGUUGAUGUUGAGGGCGUGGGCAAAGUAGGUGCGCUAAGUUGUUGGGAACACAUGCAGCCGCUGCUCAAGUACCAUACAACGAGUCUGCGUGAGCAGAUCCAUGUUGCUGCAUGGCCGCCAUUGUUUCCUUUUGAGGAGGGGGGCGAGGGCUUGUACAGCCUGAGCGCUGAGGGUUGCGCUGCACUUUCCCAAGCCCACGCAAUGGAAUCAUCCACCUUUGUUCUACACUGCACAGCCGUCAUGUCCUCAGCCGGCAUCGAGGCCCACAAGACGGCAGGAAACUUUUUGUUCGGCCAACCUGGUGGCGGGCAAUCUGCGGUGUAUGGGCCGGACGGUCGACGGUUGACUAAGCCAAUUCCACAAGAGGAGGAGGGGUUUAUAUACGCUGAACUACCCUUAGAUAUGUUGGUGAGUAUGAGGCAUCUUGCUGAUCCGAUUGGUCAUUAUUCCAGGCCGGAAUUGCUUUGGUUGGGUGUGGAUACGAGGGAGAAAAAGCAUGUUAGGAGGGAGGGCGGUGAGGAGCAGCAAGAGAAGGGGGAGCUGAAGAAGGUUGUUCAUGGUGCUGAUGGCUUUGAACAUGUGAGAGUCUGA
Messenger RNA from Cucurbitaria berberidis CBS 394.84, 1032 nucleotides. Its product is annotated as cyanide hydratase/nitrilase-like protein. The record is from RefSeq and is a predicted model, not a curated record. Gene Ontology annotation, molecular function: catalytic activity. NCBI's taxonomy places the organism in Eukaryota, Fungi, Ascomycota, Dothideomycetes, Pleosporales, Cucurbitariaceae. The coding region runs from base 1 to 1032 and encodes 343 amino acids. The transcript has 3 exons.